GCAUAUUUAUUUAUCUUCAAAAUCUAUCUUCAAAACCUCUGCAAUUGGGGGUGGUGGGUGUUGUUCAAUUCCUUUCUUCUUUUCGUUUCUCAACACGUACGAUUUUUCACUUGAAUUUUACAUUUUCUGCAAAUGCUAUAUCAACCCCUUAUCAGACUUCAGUAAAGCAAUGUCCAUGGAGACUUGAUGAUCUUACCAGCAGCUUCCUUUUCUUUUGGGGCAUAUCUUGGUUGGUGGGUUGGUGAAGAAAAAAAAGUAUUUGAUCUCUGCAUUAACUUUUAUUUUUUCUCUUGGUUGAAUGAAGUGUGUUCAAUUCUAUCGUACCUUUCCAUCAUAUGAUCCCAUUUCUUUAAGCUCCCAAUGUCCUUGGAUUUGUCUGUUUCUUAAAAGAUCUACUUAUAUUAAAUAACUGGUUUUUGGGAUUGGGAUUUCCAGAAUUGAAUGGGUGAUUCUACUACUACUACUACUAGUAGUAGGAUUAGCAAUUCUCAGGUGACACCAUGGCAAGAAGUAGAGGGAAGAGUGGAGAGGCAUAAGAGCAUCAAGGACUGGUCGAUACAGAAGAGAAAUGCUCUGAGAGCCCGUUAUACAUAUGGCAUUAUCUUUCUCUUGCAAAAUCUAAUUGCUUGGUUUGUUCGUGACUAUGGCCAAAAUUUCUCACCUCAACUCCAAUAUAUAAAAUCUUGUGGAUCUGAGGGACGCAAUUGCAUCCAUACAGUGGGAGUCCUUCGCGUGAGUUUGGGAUGCUUUGUAUCUUUCAUGCAACUUGUUUAACAA
Molecule: messenger RNA, 777 nt
Organism: Impatiens glandulifera
Lineage: Eukaryota; Viridiplantae; Streptophyta; Magnoliopsida; Ericales; Balsaminaceae
Exons: 2
Coding region: 442-774 (110 amino acids)
Cellular component (GO): membrane
Source: RefSeq, a predicted model, not a curated record